This is a messenger RNA of Tachysurus fulvidraco (yellow catfish), 1494 nucleotides long. RefSeq names its product opsin 4.1 (gene opn4.1). Gene Ontology annotation, cellular component: membrane. Bases 1 to 1494 code for a protein of 497 amino acids. Gene Ontology annotation, biological process: G protein-coupled receptor signaling pathway; visual perception. The record is from RefSeq and is a predicted model, not a curated record. Gene Ontology annotation, molecular function: G protein-coupled receptor activity. The transcript has a single exon. Lineage: Eukaryota; Metazoa; Chordata; Actinopteri; Siluriformes; Bagridae.
AUGAACCUUCAUUCAACUCAGAGUGUGUAUCUCUGCCACCCGGGAGACUCUAACUGCACUAUGUUUAAGGAGUCUCUGAGUGCUGAAAACUACAAGAUGCAGCAUGAAUUGUCCCAUGGGCCAACCUCCAUCAACCAAAAUGAGUUUACGCAACUUUUUCCCACUGUGGACGUCCCGGAUCACGCUCACUAUAUUCUCGGGGUGGUCAUCCUCAUGGUGGGGAUCACAGGAGUAAUAGGAAACGCACUGGUCAUUUACGUGUUCUGUCGUAGCCGCCCGCUACGUACACCAGGGAACAUGCUGGUGGUCAACCUGGCCGUGUCUGACUUCUUCAUGUCUCUUACACAGUCGCCUGUGUUCUUUGUGGCCAGCCUGCACCGGCGUUGGGUGUUUGGUGAGCUUGCAUGUGAACUGUAUGCCUUCUGUGGUGGCCUGUUUGGGAUUUGCUCCAUGAUGACUUUAACAGCUAUAGCUGCCGAUCGCUGCCUCGUCAUAACCCGACCUCUAGCUUUGCUGGGUCAGGUCAGUCAAGGCAGAACUGGUACAGUGCUCGCCCUGCUGUGGCUCUAUUCUCUGGGCUGGAGUCUACCUCCUUUCUUCGGCUGGAGUGCAUAUGUUCCAGAGGGUCUGCAGACCUCCUGCUCUUGGGACUACAUGUCAUUCACACCUUCAGUGCGCACUUACACCAUUUUUUUGUUCAUAUUUGUCUUCUUUAUACCUCUGAGCAUUAUUGCUGCGUGUUACCUGGCCAUCUUCCGAGCUAUUAGAAAAACCCGCAGAGAGGUAAGACGACUUGACUCUGGUGAGACACCUAAGGUGCUUGACUGCAUCAAGACUGAAUGGAAGAUGGCUAAAGUGGCUCUCUUAGUCAUUCUUUUAUUUGUGAUUUCCUGGUCGCCGUACUCUGUGGUGGCUCUCACAGCAACAGCUGGCUAUGGUCAUGUCUUUACUCCUUAUAUGAACUCCAUCCCUGCGGUAAUCGCCAAAGCCUCUGCCAUCCACAACCCCAUAAUCUAUGCCAUUACACACCCUAAAUACCGAAUAGCCAUUGUGCGUUAUGUUCCACUUUUCCGCCUUAUACUGUGUGUUGGAUUGAAUAAGCGCUCAUCCUCCAUCUCCACCAGUGGCACCACUUCUCAUCAGACAGCCCUAACAAGCCAGCAUGCACUCGGCAUCCGGAUUGGCAACGUCACGCAUUCUAACUGUCGCUGGGGGAAGACACGUCUAUCCCUUGCUUCUGACACCGAAUCCUGCUGGACAGACAGUGAGGCUGAUGGUUCCAGUGCCAACUCGCUGCCUUUUGCCAGACGUGUGUCUACAGAGAUCUCUUCAGACACUGCCAUUCCUCCAGAGCAGCCUGGCAUGAGCAUAGGAAUUGGGCAGAAAAAGGUGAAGGCUGAGAGAGUUAGCAGCAUACCUGUGCCCUCUACUGUUCUGGAACCAGAGAGAGCUGUGCUUUCUGAUGGGAAAUGCAUUCUCCUAUCAUGUAACUGA